Messenger RNA from Conger conger (European conger), 9879 nucleotides. It is a transcript of the gene ncoa1, whose product is annotated as nuclear receptor coactivator 1. Gene Ontology annotation, biological process: positive regulation of transcription by RNA polymerase II; cellular response to hormone stimulus. Gene Ontology annotation, molecular function: protein dimerization activity; nuclear receptor binding. Gene Ontology annotation, cellular component: nucleus. The transcript has 20 exons. The record is from RefSeq and is a predicted model, not a curated record. Lineage: Eukaryota; Metazoa; Chordata; Actinopteri; Anguilliformes; Congridae. The coding region runs from base 145 to 4155 and encodes 1336 amino acids.
CCUGCUGCCAGCGGGGGCGCCUCUCUCCUGGGCCCCCCCCGCGAGUGGGCCGCUCCGUAAUCCAGAGCGGGGCGUCUGCGUCCCUUUCCCCCGGAGCUGCCCCACGCCUGGCAGGCCCUCACUGCACGCCUGCUGUAGCUCAACAUGAGUGCCCUCGGGGAAAACGCCCUGGACCCCUCCAUCCCCGAGUCCCGCAAGAGGAAAGGCUCGCCCUGCGACACCUCUGGACAGAGCGCCGACAAGCGACGGCGGGAGCUGGAGUGGCGCUACAUCGACGAGCUGGCGGAGCUGCUGUCCGCCAACAUGGGCGAGAUCAACACCGGCCUCAACGUCAAGCCCGACAAGUGCCACAUGCUGAGGAGCGCUGUGGAGCAGAUCCAGCAGAUCAAGAAGCGCGAGCAGGAGAAAGCCGCGCUGAUGUCGGCGGCGGACAAGGAGGUGCAGAAGAGCGACAUCUCGUCCAGCAGCCACGGGACGGUGGAGAAGGAGGCCCUGGCGCCGCUCCUGCUGGAGGCCCUGGACGGGUUCUUCUUUGUGGUGAACGGCGAGGGCCGGAUCGUGUUCGUCUCGGAGAACGUGGCCGGCUACCUGGGCUACGCCCAGGAGGAGCUGAUGACCACCAGCGUGUACAGCCUCCUCCACGUGGGAGACCACAACGAGUUCGUCCGCAACCUGCUGCCCAAGAGCCUGGUGAAUGGCAUGCCCUGGCCCCAGGACCCCGCCCGCAGGAACAGUCACACCUUUAACUGCCGCAUGCUGAAGCGGCCUCCAGACGAGAUCGACUCUGAGAACCAGGAGGCGCGGCAGCAGUACGAGAUCAUGCAGUGCUUCACCGUGGCACAGCCCCGAUCUGCCAUGCAGGAGGAGGGCGAAGAUCUGCAGAGCUGCCUCAUCUGCAUCGCCUGCCGCGUGCCCCGGCCCCAGCCCAUCCCCGUCAGCACCGAGUCCUUCAUCACCAAGCAGGACCCCACAGGUAAGAUCAUCUCCAUAGAGACCAGUGCCCUGAGGGCCUCAGGGCGGCCGGGCUGGGAGGACCUGGUGCGGAAGUGCAUCUACGCCUUCUUCCAGCCGCAGGGCAAGGAGCCGUCCCACGCCAAGCAGCUGCUGCACGAGGUGAUGGCCCACGGCACGGCCAUCAGCCAGGUGUACCGCUUCACCCUGAACGACGGGACGCCCCUCAGUGCCCAGACCCGCUGCAAAUUCUGCUGCCCCCCCAACCCCGACCUGCAGCCCUUCAUCAUGGGCAUCCACACUAUCGACAGGGAACACAACACUGCUAGCUCUCAGGAAAACACGACCCCCAGCCUUCCACCGACCCCUGCUCAGCCCUCCCGCUCCCCUGCCCUCCAGCCGGGCAGCGAGCUCAGCCAAGCCCCAGGCCUCGGCCUCGGCCUGCAGCAUCUCAACAAUGGUGGCGGCGGCGGAGGCCCCAGUCCUGUCACGGGGGGGUACCUGACGCCCAGCCGAAUGUGCCCGCAGCCCGUCAGCAGCCCGUCCCCCCUGGGGGCCACCCCUACCUCGUUCAUGUCCCCGCGCCCCCCCCGGGCCAGUCCCGGGCUGGGCGGGAGCCCGCGGGUGCCUGGGAACCCCUUCUCUCCCUCCACCCCCAGCCUGCACUCCCCGGCCGGGGCCCCCAGCGGGAGCAGCAGCAGCGGGGGACUGAGCCGCCAGGGGUCCGGGGGCGAAGGCUCCCUGGGCCUGUCCCUGCCCUCCCCCCUCCCCUCCCAGAGACCCACGGCCCCCGGCAAGCUCCCCGACCCCCCCGCCCCGCCGGCCCCCGAACCCAGGGAGGACCCCGCCGCCAAGCCCGCGCCGGGCAACCUGAAACUGGGCCUGCUGGCGGAGGGAGACCCCCCCUCGCUCCCCGGCCAGUGCCCGGCCUCCCACAGCUCCCUGACGGAGCGCCACAAGAUCCUGCACCGCCUCCUGCAGGACAGCAGCCCCUCCGAGCCGGCCGACGGCUCCCGGAAGGACGGCCCGCUGAAGAGGGAGCCUCCCCCCAGCCCCAAGGACGCCCCCGCGGGGGGGGACCAGCACCAGGACCACCAGCUGCUCCGCUUCCUGCUGGACACGGACGAGAAGGACCUGGAGAACCUGCCCCCGCCCGCCACCCUCAGCCUGCAGACCAUCCGCGUGAAGUCCGAGAGGAAGGGCAGCACGGAGACGCCCUGCGUGGCCCUCAGCUCCCCCAAGGCCAGCGAGAGGCCCAGCAACCCGCAGUUCCCCAGCUCUGACUUGGACACACUGAACCAGCUGCUGCCGGGUCUGAGGGGGGUGUCGGCGGCGGGGGCCAAAGCCUCGGAGGACCAGAGCGCGUCACAGCCAGCGGAGGCCAACAUUCCCCGCGGCGUCAGCGUCAAGCAGGAGCCGCCCAUCAAGCCGGGCCGGGCCUUCUCAGACAGCUCUGGCCUCCAGAGCCAGUCGCCCUUCGAGUUCUGCAGUCCGUCCACUCCCAGCCAGGGCCAGGGAGACCCCUUCCAGCCCCCGAAAGACGGCAGCCCCUACCCUCCCGAGGCGGGGCACGGCAACACCUUCAGCGCCGGCUCAGGCCUGUCCAAGAUGGAGCUGGCCGGCCCUCAGCCCUUCCCGCCGGCCGAGGCUCUGGGGGAGACCAUGCCUUUCGACGGGGCUCUGAGCAGCGCCACCCCGGCCCCCCUCACCUCCCCCCAGGAGCCUUGCACGCCCCUGGAUGAGCUGCUGUGCCCUCCCACCACGCCGGAGGGCCGCAGCGAUGAGAAGGCCCUGCUGGAGCAGCUGGUCUCCUUCCUGAGCGGCACGGACGAGAGCGAGCUGGCCGAACUGGACCGCGCGCUGGGCAUCGACAAGCUGGUGCAGGGCGGCUGCCUGGACCCCCUCUCCCAGCGGUUUCCUGCCCCGGCCCCGCAGACGGCCCCCGUCCCGGCCGACCCCAAACUGCCCGGCUACCCCUCCCAGUUCCCCGGCGGCUCCCCCCAGUUCGCCCCCGAAAUGGCGCGGGCGCAGGGGAUGGCCUUCGGGGCCCCCCGGGCGCCGUUUCCCGGAGGCAUGAACAUGGCGAUGCGUCCGGGCAUGACCAGAGCCCCUGGCCUGCCCAACCAGCUGAGGCUACAGUUACAGCAGCGUCUGCAGAGCCAACAGCAGAUCCUGCAGCAGAACAGACUGGCAGCCAUGAGCCAGUUCCCAGGCGGGGGUCACGUUGCCAUGGGAAUGCCCCAGGGCAUGCAGCAGACACAGAUGCAGUCGCAGCCUCCCCUGAACGCGCAGAUGCUGGCGCAGAGACAGCGUGAGCUCUACAGCUUCCAGCACCGCCAGCGCCAGCUCCUCCAACAGAAGGUGAUGCUGAUGAGGCAGGGCAUGGCAGCGGGGCCCCUGGGGGCCCCUCGGAUGCAGAAGGGGCCCCAGCAGCCUCCGCAGCAGCAGCAGGGGCAGCCCCAGUUCGCCUACCCGCCCGGCUACACGCCCGCCGGCGGCAACUCGCCCGGCUCCCCCAGCCACUUCAGCGCCAUGGGCGGGCCCCUGGACCCCAAGAUGGCCGCCAGGGGCCCCAUGGCUAACCAGGGCAUGAUGGGAAACAUGCAGGGCCAGUUCGGGGGUGCCGUCAACUCGCCAGUCCAGCCCGGUCUCUUCCAGCAGUUUGCAGGAUCAGGCCUGGUCCAGCAGGGGGAGCCACCCUUCCCCCCGUCCCUCAGCCCCUCCAGCCCGCUGCUCUCCCCGCAGAUGGCCACCUCCCAGAGUCCUCUGCUCCAGCAGACGCAGCCGCCUCCCGGCUACCAGUCUCCGGACAUGAAGAGCUGGCAGCCGGGCGGAAUGGGCAACAACAGCAUCUACAGCCAAUCGGGGCAGAAUGCGCCGCAGGCCUUCGGGCAGCAGGGCGUGUACAACAACAUGAGCAUCACGGUGUCGAUGGCUGGAGGCUCCGGGGGCGUGGCCUCCUUACCUCCCAUGGGACCACCUGUUGGCAUGGGCAACAGUUCCCUGGGCAACGUCAGUUCCAUGUGCAACGAUCAGGUACAACAGGUUCAAGUGUUUGCUGAUGUCCAGUGUACCGUUAAUCUGGUUGGCAGUGACUCCUAUUUGAACCAGCCUGGGCCAAUGGGAUCACAGAAAGGGUCGACGGGAGGACAGAGCAGCCAAUCGCAGCAGAAGAGCCUCCUCCAGCAGCUCUUAACGGAAUGACACUGUCGUCGAGCGCUGGGAGCAGUGAGAUAUUUAUAUUUUUUACAUUUCGGUUUCUAAUUUUCAGCAGGAGUGGUUCUGAAGGUAUGGUAUUUCUGGGUGGAGUGAUGGGGGAGAGGAUAUCUCUAACCUGUGGGAAAAAGGCUCAUUCCUGGUUACCUACUUAAAAAGAAAACAACAACACAAAAAAAAAGACAAAAAAAGAAUCUGCUUCCUGAUUGGAGAAGGAUCCUGUUCCGGAUAUGCCAAUUUCAGAAGGACCUGGUACCUGAUUGGCCGCUCGCUGUCCCGUCGGGCAGGCGCAGUGCUUCAUGGGUACACAGCUCAGCUUGGCGCGGCCUUUGCCCGCCCGCCGCGACCGACGCAAAGGGGGCACAACUGACACUCUUCUUCUGUUGUGCAAGGAAAGCUCAGUUUCAGCAGGAUCUGUCACUGAUUGGCUCUCCACAGCAGUGCCUGGUGGGAGGAAUUUCCCAGUUUUUUUUUUUUUUUUUUGUUUUUGUUUUUUUUGUUUUUCCUUUUUUUUCUCUCCUCUCCAUGAAUCAGAACAAGAACCGCCAGGACAGGAGACUGUACAGUCGCCCAGUGCGUGUCACAGAUCCCCUGGGGGAACUGUUAUAAACACUAGACUACAAAACUGUUCAAAACAAAUCCCUCUUUUCUUUCCUCAGCAGCUGUGAAUAAGGACCUGGAUCAGUGUGCUAAUCAGGCGGGUAGUGUUGUACAAUAGAUGGACACAUUUGGGAUGAGCUAACACUUUCUACUUUCCUUUUAACGUCGAUGAAUUAUUCUAAUGGCAACAGUUCGUUUUGAAGUCAAACUCACAAAAUAUUGUUGGAUUUGAAGCAGGACUUUUUUUUUUUUUUUGGCUGUUUAAUUUGAGAAUUGGUACCUGUCUAUGUUUUGUUGUUUUGUUUUUAUUUGUUUUGUUUUUUUUAAGGCGCAAUGUUUUUUGGCAUCAGGAGAAUGCGGACGUCUACAGAUGUAACCCAGCAAAAUGUUGUUGUCGUCGUGGGGGAUUGCUCGCUCUCUGUUCGUUUAAUGUGAAGAGGAAACGAUUGUUUAGAUAUAGAAUGUUCGGUUUCGGUCAGGCUAGCUUUGCUCCUCCACCCCUCCCCCAAAACUCUCCACUCCCCGCGCCCCCACUACGAGGUGUUGCAAUCCCAUACGAUCAACCGCUAAACACAUUACUAUGUUUUACAGUUACGUUACGUCUUUGAGUAGGGAUUUUUGUUUCCUGGACAACAGUCAUCUCAGUUCAAAAGGGGGUUUGCGAAGGAAGGUUGGAAAUGGCAUUUUUCACUGCGCAGACCCCCUCCACCCUCCAGUUAGCCUUUGAGGACGGCCUUGGUCGCUACCCCACUGGCUAAACACUACAGCUCGUAGGCUGCUUAUGUGACUACUGUCGCCCAGUCAGACACUGUCUGUCAGUGUCUAACCUCCGUUGACGCUGACAUAACACUAUCGCUUAAAAGGAUCUUGGCAGAAGAUACCGUUUCCUUUUAACGGUCCACAAUUUUUUGGAAAAAAAAUGAUAAAAAUGUAAAAAAUUUUAAAAAGCUAUUAACAAGCAAUAACCGUUACAAAGAGAGAAGGCGGGAUUCGGCGAGGCAGAUUCCUUUUUCCGGGGGCGAGUCUUCGACGGCGAAAAGAGAAUCGACGGUCUGAUUGUUUCUCGUCGCUCUCUGCGAGUGUCUGACCGCAGAAAGGCUUUGAGAAGGAUUCCACAGUCCGACAUGACCUGUUGUCUGAGGCGUCGCUGUGUGCGCGCGAGGCGCGUCACCCAAAAACCCGCCACGUCGUCAGAGCGACGCUGAAAACGGGGGGUCCGGAGAGUGCCGUGCUCCGCCGUCCUCGCACCCGCCACUUUUAGUCAUACUCCAGUAAUGCUUAUGGGCCUCUCGUUUGUGAAUGACUCUGUGUAAACGUCUACAUGGGCUGCGUGUGAGUGUGUGCGUGCGCUCCUGCCCCGUGUCCUCCCCCGCCCUCUGCUGCCGUCGUCACCUCUGCGCUGGAGAAGGCCACCUCGUUUUCAUUUGGAAGAUGCGCCGGGACAUGAAUCAUUCCUCUGCGGCUAAAGCCUUGGCAUCCGUUUCGAAGCCCCAUUUGUGUGCCCGUUUGAAGGUGAUUUCCCUCUCUCCAUUCUGCACCCUUUGUUGUGCAAUUUAAGAGGUGUGUAAAACACCUGUCUUUUAUGCCACUGCACUGCGUUACCUACCAGCUACCACACACACACACACUCACAACAAACACACACUAACACUCACACACACACACACACACACUCUUACUCGUGAUCGUUUUACUACUGAUGCACAGCACAUUUUUAAGGUGAUAUUUUGGGUAACAGACCAACACACAUAUUUAGAAAAUGAGAUUGGCAUGAAAUGGUAGAUUUACACAUGAUAGAUAAAUCAAUUAAGUGUUUUUUGAGACACUCAAAGCGCUUUACAGUGAAGAGGGGGAAAGUCACCUCAACCACCACCAUUGUGGAGCACCCACCUGGGAGAUGCAUGGCAGCCAUUUUGUGCCAGAAUGCUCCCCACAGAUCAGCUGAGGUGGAGAGGGAGAGAACAGUGUAUUGCCAAUUGAAUCAUGGCAUGAUUUGGUGGCAGGUUGAAAGAGCCAGGGUUGGGUAUUUAGCCAGGGCACUGGGGAACCCCCUACUCUUUGUGAAGAGUGUCAUGGGAUCUAUAAUGAUCGCAGUGAGUCAGGACCUUGGCUCAUCUAGAAGACGGAUAAUAGGUAUUACAUUUCAUUGCACGCUCCAGGUUGCUUUGGCCCCAGACUGUAGAGGUGUGACGCAGUAGAUGGUUUCGGAGGAGUAUCAGGACUUAUAGAGCCACAUGGGUACAUGUAAAUAUAUUUACCUAAAAAAAGUGGAAGCAAUAAAUGAGCGCUGUUGUUGUAAUUCGGAACGUGCAUUAGGAUAUUGGCUUUUUAAAAAUAAAUAUUAGUUUAUUUGAAAAGGUCACUGCACAUUAAUGGCAUUUAUGUAAAUGCGCCAGAGUUAGCCAAGGGCUACAUGUCCUUGGAUUUUAAUUUGUGUAAAUACACCAAACACCAAAAAAAAAAGUACCAUGGUAACAUCUCCUAGCUUUCCUAUUCAGAUGCCCUUUUUCCUCUCAAAUGCAAUUAAUGUGAUUCACUGAAUUCAGUCUUUUUGCUGCCCCAGCGGUCUAUUUAUAUUUCCAACAGCACUACACUGUUAUAGUUUUAUUUGUGCUAAGCAAAUACAAUUUGAUUGUACUUCAUUUUACUGCAUAAAUACGAUGUUUCAAAAACGAUCUUGGAGGCAAAGUACAAUCAAUUUUCAAUUAGCCUAACAAGGGGAAAAGUAAAAUAGCAUACCACUACAGUAAAACUGUAUAUAAAAGAAAAUAAUAAUAUUUAUCUGUUUGAGAACUCAAGUUGUUUAGUGCUCCAGAAUUGUGUGGACCUGAUGACUUGCUUCCAUUUUUUUUUUUUUAAGUGUGGCUGUGUGUGAGUGAGAAUGUAUGUGAUUAAUACUGUAUAUCUGGUGUUUCAAAUGCAAAAGGAAAAGAAAUGUCCUGAUUUGAUUUCUUCUUCUAUCUUUUUAGAUGCCUGCAUAUGACCUGUAGGUGUUAAGGUUGCUCUACAUGCGAGAGAAUGGUUUAGAGACUGCUGAAUGUGUUUUGACGGAGAGAGAAGCAGUGCGGCUUUUGUACGGGUUAAUUUUUUGAAAAAAAAAGAAAAAAGAAAAAAAGAUAAAAAAGGCCAUAUUAUUUAAUUUGUCUCUGUUGUCAAAAGUUUAAACAGAUCUGAAAAAGUGGAACCUUGGAUUGAAGAGAGCACUGCUUGUGUAAUCCUAAUGGGGUUUUGUUCACCCCUGACCAGUACAGAUCUAGUUUAUACUACGAGUAAGUCUAGUAAGUGCAAUCCUGUUGAAGCAUGAUUGCAUGUGAAGAUGAUGACCAAAGCUUCAAUAUGUUGAAAAUUGUAUCGUAUGCAAACCUUGGGUUGACUGGAGGAGACAAAACUUAACAUUAACCUUGUAAAAAAUAUCUAAUAAUAAUAAUAAUAAUAAUAAUCCCAUAAUCUUAGAUGUAUAAAUAGCCUGUUGAUCAACAGUAGUAUUGUGUGGUAUACAGUUUGUAAAGUGCUAUGCUUUUUCCCCUUUUCUCUUCUUUUUUUAAACCUCUUAAAAUAAUGCCUAACUCUUGUUUUCCGAAGAUACUGAAAAGCGUCCUGGCGCUCUCUGCUUUUGGACCGCACUUGUGGUUUGUGGAGUUUCCCCAAAGUAGAACCCAACCCCCCCCAAAAAAAAAAAAAAAGAAAAAAAAAAAAAAAAGUGUCUCCUGCAACUGCUGGUGCAUGCAAACCAAGGGAGGGGAACCAGAAGCCCCCAGUGGGCACGGGCAGGAGGAACAGACACAGCUAGCUAUGCACCUUAAACACUCUCACAACAUUCAACAAUCAGAAUAUAAUCACAUAUUUUAUUAUGCUUGUAUUAUUGACAAACAUCUUUUUUUCGGCAACUAUACAAAUAACAAAUACAGUUGUUUGUUUGUUUUUUUUGUUUUUUUGGGGUUUUUUUACUUACAAAAUGCAUUAUUUGAUGUUCGGAACUGGAACUUUCUGAACAGUUUUGUGAAAUGAACCCGAUGAUGCAGAAUAUUCUGAAUUUAAAUUUAUAUAAAUUAUAUUAUUAUAUUUGAAUUUAUUUAGCUGAACACUUUAUACCAAAUUUGAGGUGCCUCUUGUACAUAUUUUCUGCAUUUAGAGGACAGAUCCUUACUGUUUGAUUAAAAUUAUCCUUGUUAAUGAGGAAUUUCUGAAUUUCUUAUAUUAUCCUUUGUAAAAUAUGUAUGCUGUAUUUUACAUAAUUUUUUUACUGAAAUCUAAAUAUACCAGGCAUUUACAGGAAAUACAAUCUAGUUUUUGCACUUUAUAUCUAAAAUUCAAAGGAAAGAGGCCAUUGCUGUAGGUAGUCACGUCCAAAUUAGAUCAAUGCUACGUUAAAAAAAGAUUAGCCCCUGAAUGUAAUCGACACGAUGUAACCCGUGAUUUUACUCCUUCAGAAGUAAUCCGUGAAUUUCUCAGGCUCUUUGAAAACCUUGCUGAUGUCCGUCUCUCGAGUAGUUGAAUAAAUGGCUAGUUUUUCUCUACUGCAGGUCAACACUAAUAGCUAUGCUAAACUUCAUUUCCUUUCUCCCUCUCAAAAAAACUGCUGUAUGUCGAUUUUUUUAAUAGAGCUCUUAACAUUGUAUUUUACAAACAUUCCUUUUAAAAAAAAAAAAAACAACUCAGCAUUUGACUGUCAGCCAUUUUGUGCUCCUUCGAGUCUAUAAUAUAACUGUGGCAUACUAGGCACUGCUCCUUUCCAGGCCUCCUUCAACAAGCUGUCAAGAUUGUUGAUAUACAGAUUUAUUUUGUUUUUUAUUCGCAUAUAACCUCCCGUCUGUCUGCUGUACAGCUGUUCUCUCUCAAUAACGCUUUCUACUCACCAAAUACCCAACACCUAACUAUAGCGCUCUUUUACUCCAGUGUCUGAAAAACUUAGGAGCAACCUGUUUGUCUGAGAAAUAAUGCUUGUGAAGUAUUGUAAAUGCUGCCUUAUUGAUACUGAUAUUGGUUGUGGUCGCUCAGAUGAGUCCAGAGCUUGUCUGUGUCCCUCCAUUAGCACAGGGAACGCUCUCUUGAAACAAGGUUCCACUUUUUCCCUGUAAAAUUAAUAUAAAUAAAUAUAUAUUAUACAUUUUA